AUGUCGUCAGAUUACACAUAUGAUGAGCAGGGACAAUUCUUCCCCUUCUUCAUCCUUACCUUGACCGGCCUGGUCACUCUCCCUCUCACCUAUAACCUUCUACGACCCAGCAAAGAGCUUGAGAAUACUGCUCCCCGCAUCAAGUCCGAUUUCAAGCCCGAACAUGCGGACCUCAUCGAUGCGCAGAAGCGCAAGCGCCUGCGUAAAGAGCGCCGAAUCAAGCGCAUUAUCACUGUCAUCCUAGGAUAUGCUGUCAUGGCAUGGAUGGUAUACUUGAUUGUCGUCACCGCCAGGACAGUGGUGAAGGCAUAUGACCCUUAUGAUAUUUUGGGUGUCUCCAGGAGCGCAGAUGAGAAAGCUAUCUCCAGACACUACAAGCGCAUGUCUUUGAUCUACCACCCCGAUAAGAUCCGCCCCGACCCCUCCAAGAAUGAGACUAUGGACAUGCUGAACGAGCGUUUCGUGGAGCUCACCAAAGCCUAUAAAGCUCUCACUGACGAGGAGGUGCGAAACAACUACCUCCAAUAUGGCCAUCCCGAUGGCAAGCAGAGCUUCAGCAUUGGUAUCGCCCUUCCCAAGUUCAUUGUUGUGGAUGGCAAUGGCAAAUACGUUUUGAUGGUUUACGGUGCUCUUUUGGGAGUCCUAUUGCCGUAUAUUGUCGGCAAGUGGUGGUAUGGAUCGCAGCGCUACACAAAGGAGCGUGUCCUUGUUGCUAGCGCCGGGAACAUUUUCCGCGAGUACAAGGAAGACAUCACCGAAGGUGGCAUUGUCAGCGCUUUGUCGUCCGGCGAGGAAUUCAAGGACAUGCUCAAAGGUGCCCAUGCCGAGUCUGGUCUGGCCAAGCUCGAGAAGCGAGUGUUGGCAGAUGAUUCCUCGUUCCUUACAGCCCAGGAUCGUGCGGCCUUGAAGCAGCUGGACAGCUCCUCUCGUCGCAAGGCUUUGGCUCUGUUGUGGGGUUAUCUUGGUCGUAUUGAUCUUGGUGAUGCCACUCUCGAUGCCGAAAAAUAUGAAUCCGCUCCUGUCGCCCUCUCUCUCACUGAAGCUUUUACUGCUAUCUCCCUCGCAUUUGGCAACCUUGGCCCGAUUGUCGGCGCUUUCAAAACGUCUCAGAACCUGAUCCAGGCUGUGGCUCCCGGUUCAUCACCACUCCUGCAACUUCCCAACUUCACUGACGCCAUUGUCAAGUCCGUAGAGGGCGAAGAUGCCAAGGCUCACUUCACCGUUCAAAAGUAUAUGGAACUUCCAGAGGCUCAACGGCGCAGUCUGACUGUCGGCGCCGGUCUCCUCUCUGAUAAGCAAUACAACGACGCCGUAUCGGUCGCCGAACAACUUCCCAUGCUACAACCCGAGCGGAUCUUCUUCAAAGUUAUGGGGGAGAAGGUGAUUACACCCAGCAGUCUGGUACAGCUGGUGGUCAAGGCUCGCUUCAUUCCACCAGGCAGCACAUCUGUACCCCCAGUGAACGAACUCGACCUUGAGGACAUCGACCCCGAUGAGGAUGACCUUGAUGCCCUUAUGGGUCGCAAGCCGGCGAAGAACCGCGCCACUACGAUCGUGGACGGCAAGAAGGUGGAGACCAAGGUCGAGACCAUCCAGCCGCCUCUGGCCCAUGCCCCGUACCUAGCCCGUGACCACUCUCCACGCUGGAACAUCUUCCUCGCAGACGCCAAGCAGGGUAAGAUGGCCGUGCCGCCAUUCACAUUUACUACAUUCGACAAGCCGAUCUUUGACGAGGCCGGCAAGCCCACAUUCAACAUCCAGACUCUCAAGAUGCAAUUCCAGGCUCCCCCGCAGGUCGGCGACUUCACCUUCAUCCUCCACAUGAUCUGUGACAGCUACCUGGGUCUUGACACCACCGCACAAAUCACUUUGCACAUUGACGACCCCGCCAAGGCAGCCGCUGUGGAAGAGGAGGAUGACAUCAGCGAGCCAGACGAGGACUCUAUCGCCGGUCAAAUGCAGGCUAUCAAGACAGGCCAAGCACCCAAAAAGAAGGUUGUCAAAGAGUCCGACGACUCCAGCGGAAGUGAUACCGACGGCGACGCAGGCGAUACCAGCGACACCGACACAGAGACGGAAGACGAGGAUUGA
This is a messenger RNA of Penicillium paradoxum, 2091 nucleotides long. RefSeq names its product J domain-containing protein. Bases 1 to 2091 code for a protein of 696 amino acids. Gene Ontology annotation, biological process: post-translational protein targeting to endoplasmic reticulum membrane; SRP-dependent cotranslational protein targeting to membrane. Gene Ontology annotation, molecular function: RNA binding; transmembrane protein transporter activity. Gene Ontology annotation, cellular component: Sec62/Sec63 complex. The record is from RefSeq and is a predicted model, not a curated record. The transcript has 6 exons. NCBI's taxonomy places the organism in Eukaryota, Fungi, Ascomycota, Eurotiomycetes, Eurotiales, Aspergillaceae.